Messenger RNA from Argentina anserina (silverweed cinquefoil), 1443 nucleotides. RefSeq names its product protein BIG GRAIN 1-like B. The coding region runs from base 351 to 1415 and encodes 354 amino acids. The transcript has a single exon. The record is from RefSeq and is a predicted model, not a curated record. Gene Ontology annotation, biological process: auxin-activated signaling pathway. Lineage: Eukaryota; Viridiplantae; Streptophyta; Magnoliopsida; Rosales; Rosaceae.
GUCACCCGAGUCAGCUUUUCGAAACCCUCGCUGUUCUUUCUUGUUCUCUAAACUCAGUACAAAACGACACUUGAGAAACAACCACCACUGUAACACUAAUCUAUUCUUCUCGCUUCUCUUUCACAUGAGAUAGCUACUUGUAUUUCUCUAUUAAUCUCCCCCCUUCCUGCUGCAGCUUUUGACAUUCUCAAACCCAACACUCCAGCUCUUCUCCCCCUAUAAACUACUCCCUCGAGUACUCUCUUCUUUCACGCUCUCACACUCCCUUGUUCCCUCUUCACUCUGUUUCUUCUGCCUAUUAAUAUACUCUCUUUCUGCUCUGUACUCUCCGUGAGGGUUUCAGUUCAGACAUGUACAUGAGGGAGGAGGAGAAGCUUCCGGGAGGUGGAGGAGGAAGGAGGAGAAGAAACCCUUCUUUCUCUUCUUCUCUUCUUGAUUCUAUUUACCGUUCCAUUGAUGAAUCCAACUGUGGGGAAGGGGAUGUGGGGUUUGUUAGAGAGUCGAGGAAACAGAGCAGCUCUGUUUCAAAGCGUGAAGAGGCUAAAGGAGGAGGCGGUGGGAAGACCAAUCUUCGCCGAGCUAUGAUGAUCGAGAAUUGGGUUGAGAGGCAGAGCGUUCAUAGCUCUAUGUUCACGAACUCGGCUUCGAGUUCUUCAGAGUCGAGCUCCGGAGCUGCAUUCUCUUCUUCGGAUCAAACAGAGUCGAGCUAUAAACGACGAUCGAAACAGAGUCCGGUGGUGCUGUCUGUUCGCUCCGAAAAUAUGGAGAAGGCGAAAAGCCAGAGUGGAAGUGGAGGUGGAGGUGGGUUUACGAAGACGAAGCUUAGAGCUCUGAAAAUCUACGGCGAGUUGAAGAAAGCCAAGCAGCCCAUUUCGCCGGGAGGUAAAAUCGCGAGCUUCAUCAACUCGAUUUUCAAUUCCGGGAACGUCAAGAAAGCCAAGAUGUGUUAUGUUGGAGCUGUAGAAGACGUGAGCACUUCAGAGCACGUAAACAAGUCUACAUACUCUUCUUCUUCGGCUUCAACUUUCUCAAGGUCUUGUUUAAGCAAACCAUCUUCGAGGUCCACGAAAUCGAGCAAUGGCAACAAGAGGUCUGUUAGGUUUUAUCCAAUAAGUGUGAUUCUUGGUGAAGAUGAUUCUAAUAUUUCAAGCCAUAAAUGUGUUUAUGAACAAGACCCUAGCUUGAUGCCAAAGCCUACAUUUCAAAAAUAUGCAAGAACUUCUGGUCAGAGUUUCCGGAGAAGCUUCUGUGAAGAUGUUGAUGAUGAUGAAAGUGAAGCUGAGAGUUAUUCAAGUUCAGAUCUUUUCGAGCUUAAUCAGCCUGUUGGUAUUGGUAGAUAUACAGAAGAGCUUCCAGUUUAUGAAACCACUAAUUUCAGAACCAAUCAAGCCAUUGCCAAAGGCUUGAUAUUGUAAUUUUCCUUCUUUAUUCAAAUUCAUGAAG